UAUUAAAUUUUAUGUGUGCAAUCUUAUCAGUUGUAUGUGUGUAACUCUGCAUAUAUGCAGAUACAUGAGUAAGACAGAGAAAGAAUAUGCAAUUAAAAUAUUCUGAUCUAAUAUUGAAGAAUGGCUGGAAAUUUUUGGCAAAGUUCUCACCAUCAACAAUGGUUACUUGACAAACAAGAUUUAGUACGAGAACGACAGCAUGACUUAUCUAUUUUAACAGAAGAAGAAUAUCAAAAACUUUUUAUCUUUUUUUCCAAUCUUAUUCAAGUAUUAGGUGAACAAUUGAAAUUAAGACAGCAAGUAAUUGCUACUGCGACAGUAUAUUUUAAAAGGUUCUAUGCUCGUAAUAGUUUGAAAUGUAUUGAUCCUCUAUUAUUAGCUCCUACAUCAGUCUUCUUAGCUUCAAAAGUUGAGGAAUUUGGAGUUAUUUCUAAUACAAGGCUAAUAACAACUUGUCAAACAGUAGUAAAAAACAAAUUUAAUUAUGCGUACUCUCAAGAAUUUCCAUAUCGUACAAAUCAUAUUCUUGAAUGUGAAUUUUAUCUUUUGGAGCAUUUAGAUUGUUGUUUAAUUGUAUACCAACCAUAUAGACCUCUUUUAAUUCUUAUUCAAGAUGUAGGACCAGAUGAUCAAUUAUUAACAUUAGCUUGGCGUAUUAUAAAUGAUAGUUUACGUACAGACGUAUGUCUUCUUUAUCCACCAUAUCAAAUAGCUAUUGGAUGCUUACAAAUUGCAUGUGUAAUAUUACAAAAAGAUCUCAAAUCAUGGUUUGCGGAAUUAAAUGCAGAUAUGGAAAAAAUUCAAGAAAUAGCUCGUUACAUUAUAAAUUUAUAUGAAUUGUGGAAAACGUAUGAUGAAAAGAAGGAGAUACAGGGGUUAUUGUCUAAAAUGCCUAAACCAAAAGCAGCACCACAACGCUGACAUCCAGUUCCUUCGGCAUCGAAUAUGUGGGAUUGAUGCUAAACAGUGUUACAUAUUAACCAAGUAUUUCUGUUAAGGAUUAAUAACCUUGACAUUAAAUACUAUUCUUAUAUAAAACUAUACACAAUCUGUGAUAUAGACUUUAAAAUUAUCACUAUCAUAAUUAGUGUGUUGAUAAGCAUCCAAUUUAAUUACAAUUAUCAUUAAAUAAAUAUAAAAGAGCAAAAAAUAAAACGAUAAAUUUUAUUGAUUAAGACGUCGGAUAUAAUGGUAAUUACAUGCUCUUUUUUUAUUAUUAUUAAUUUUUAUUAUCAA
Molecule: messenger RNA, 1236 nt
Organism: Polistes dominula (European paper wasp)
Lineage: Eukaryota; Metazoa; Arthropoda; Insecta; Hymenoptera; Vespidae
Gene: CycC
Product: cyclin C
Biological process (GO): regulation of transcription by RNA polymerase II
Molecular function (GO): cyclin-dependent protein serine/threonine kinase regulator activity
Source: RefSeq, a predicted model, not a curated record